Molecule: messenger RNA, 1080 nt
Organism: Penicillium canescens
Lineage: Eukaryota; Fungi; Ascomycota; Eurotiomycetes; Eurotiales; Aspergillaceae
Product: lipase/thioesterase family protein
Exons: 2
Coding region: 1-1080 (359 amino acids)
Molecular function (GO): hydrolase activity
Source: RefSeq, a predicted model, not a curated record
AUGUCGCUCUCCAAAGUCUCCAAAGUCUCCCUCACUCUCCAAGAGAAGCUGGACUUCUUCCCGGCCCUGGCAUCCAUCUUGCUAGCUGGGUUCUAUGCGCUCCUCACAGGGCUCUGGCGCACAGAGCGCCAAGCUAAGACGCUGUUCCUGCAUCUGGGAUACGCAGUAUUCCGCAAAGCGACUGCACGGUUGACACCGACUCAGCUGCAAUACGUGUCACCGCCAUCCCACAAGAUCUAUGAAAUCUAUACAAAGAAGACCGGGGCAUUGCCUCAAUCAGUGGAAUUAGGCAAUGGCGCAUUGGGCCAUUGGGUCGGCGAUCGCAAUGCCGAUAAUAUCCUGGUCUGGUAUCACGGUGGUGGUUUCGGACUCCCCGCCAGCAUGGGCCACUUCAAGUUCUAUGCGCAAUUGAUCGCCGACCUCAAAGCCCGCGGCAAAAGUGUCGCCGUCUUCAGUUUGACCUACACUCUCUCCCCGAUAGCAACAUACCCAACCCAAUUGCGCCAGGCAGUAGAAUGCCUUCGCCACGUCCUCGCCCAGCCAAACCGCUCCCCAUCAACAGUCUUCAUGGGCGGAGACUCCGCAGGCGGAAACCUGGUCGGCGGCGUCCUCUCCCACCUAGCGCACCCACACCCAGAAAUCAAGCCGGUCGAGCUAUCCAGCAACCUAGGCGGCGCAGUCCUAGUCGCGCCAUGGACGCUCCUUGAUACGGAAUUCCCGGACCAAGAAAUCUACCACGGCGGCGAUCUAAUCACGCAAGCAGUCGCACAUCCAUGGUCAAGCGCCUACCUCGGCAAGGCAACGCGCGAUUACUACACCGAUCUAUCGACCGCGCCGGUAGACUGGUAUUCCACCUUCCCGGUGGAAUCGGUGUUAAUCACUGGCGGAGGAAAUGAGAUUAUGCUUCCGAUUAUCCAGGACUUUGCGGCCAAGUUCAAGGAAGGCUUUGGGAAGGUGGAGUUGUUUAUUGGACAUCGUGAGUGUCAUGUGGCGCCGGUUUAUAAUUUGGAGUUGGGAUCCAAGGAGAAGACUGAGCAGGGAAAGAAGGUUGAGGCGUUUUUUACUGAAUUGAUGGUUUAA